Molecule: messenger RNA, 1884 nt
Organism: Oncorhynchus nerka (sockeye salmon)
Lineage: Eukaryota; Metazoa; Chordata; Actinopteri; Salmoniformes; Salmonidae
Product: zinc finger and SCAN domain-containing protein 21-like
Exons: 2
Coding region: 468-1505 (345 amino acids)
Biological process (GO): regulation of transcription by RNA polymerase II
Cellular component (GO): nucleoplasm
Molecular function (GO): DNA-binding transcription repressor activity, RNA polymerase II-specific; RNA polymerase II cis-regulatory region sequence-specific DNA binding
Source: RefSeq, a predicted model, not a curated record
UCUGCAUUAAACUAUUCUAACAGUAUAUAUUCAUAAUGUACAUAUUAACAUGUAGCUAUAGGUCUGCAUUCAACUAUUUUAUGUUUUGGCUGUAAGAAGUCAGAGAAAACAUAUUUGCUCAUCUUUAAAUGAAUAAACAAUGUAGUGAAUAUUUUUCUAAACUGCGUUACCCAUUCCAGUCAGCUGACGGCGAUAUGCGACCUUCAGAUGUUGACGUCAUAUCUAGUGGACCAACACGACACCGGAAGCUGUUUCAACAACACGGAUACUGACUCAUUCAACCACCUCUUUAGCCUUGUAGCCAACAUACAACCGAAAACAAGCUCUUUCGACCAUUUUUGUGAAUGUUGGUCUCGGUGUUUUUAAACACAAUCCUCUUUAUUAUCUACUAUUUAACUUAAAGUAAUUUGCUUGUUAAAUGUACAAAUGUGUUGAUUAUACUGAGUCAAGCACUAAGCUUAUCGUUAAUGCUAGCUAGCCCGACCAUGAACUCACUGAACGACUACCCUCCUGUUAAAGAAGAGGAGGUCUGCUGGGCGGAGAAAGAAGCUCUGGGGCUGAACAUUGUCCUGAAAGAAGAGAAGGAUGUUACAGUAAAAGGAGAGGAAGAAGCUUUCAGAAUGAAAGAGGAGGAAGAGGAGGCCAUCAGUAUCACAUUGAAAGAAGAGAAGGAUGCUACAGUGAAAGAAGAGACAGAACAUUUUAGAGAGGAAGAGGGGAUAGAGGCUGUCACAGUGGAAGAAGAAGAGGGGAUAGAGGCUGUCACAGUGGAAGAAGAGGAAGUAGAAGUUUUCAUAAUGAAAAGGGAGGAAGAGGAGGCUGUCACCUUGAAAGAAGAAGAAGAGGAGGAUGUUUUGGGAGAUGACGGAAAGGAAGAGGAGACUGAAGAUCUGAUUAACACCAGAGAGAGACCAGACUCUCACUCUGACAGCGGAAAGAGUCCUUCAGGGGAACCAGACCCAGAGACGCCCAAACCAGCGAGACGACACCACUGCUCCCAAUGUGAAAAGAGAUUUUCCCAAUCAUGGGCCCUAAAAAGGCAUGAGAGGACACACACAGGAGAAAGGCCUUUCCAAUGUUCCCAGUGUGGAAAGAGUUUUACUUUGAUAGGAAACAUGAGGGAGCAUAAGAGAAUACACUCUGGAGAGAAACCGUUCCACUGUUCCCAGUGUGGAAAGAGUUUCGCCUGGUUAGGGAGCCUGAAGCAGCAUGAGAGGAUACACACAGGGGAAAAGCCUUUCCAAUGUUCCCAGUGUGGAAAGCAGUUUACCCAGUUAGGGACCCUAAAAGAGCACGAGACAACACACGCACAAGAAAAGCUCUACCAAUGCUCCCUGUGUGGAAAGACUUUUAUCAAUUUAAGACAUCUGAAUAAGCAUGAAAGAAUACAUACACAGGAGGAGAAGUCAUACAACUGCUCUCAUUGUGGAAAGACAUUUUCCCAGUUAGAGGACCUGAAAACACAUGAGAGAAUCGAGAGACUGUGUUCUGACUUGUGUUUUUGACCUGAGAAUUUAGGUUUUUUGUUUUUGCCAAAUUAAAUCAUAUUGUUUAUAUGAAAUCAUUAACAAAAUAGACCUACUUUUGUUUAAAUUUUCAUCUGGAGUUGAUAAAUAGAAUGUGUUUUGAUUAUGAACUUUCAUCAAGUAUAAUAAUAUAUAAUCUCUAAUAUUAUAUUUUUUGCUAAAUGUUAAUUAUUAUAUAGAUGAAGGGAGUUUUGCAUUUCUUGAAUUUAGUUAAUUUUGUUUCAUUUAGAUCAUUUGUCAUCAAGCUAUAGGAUGAAGUUGUUGACCUGAAAAACAUGAAUGUUCCCAUCAAUGUUAUUCCACUAUGUAGAAGCAGUAUAGAGCUAGUUGUUUAUUUUGAUAUUAUCUGUUGACUGAA